AUGCGUCUGCUGCCUGUGUGUUUCCUCACACUGGCGCAGGUUCGCUCACAAAUUCCGAAAUGCGAGCCGCCCGAGUUGCCAGAAGGGACUCGCAUGGUCUGUCCAAGAGGUAGAAAGAAUGGGGACAAGUGUACGACGUCUUGUGAACCAGGUUUCAUAAAGACUGGGCGAGACAUCACUAUCACAUGCAGAUGCGUUCGUUUGAAAGCAGGAAUCAAGUGCAAGUUCAACGAGCACCCGGCAGAGUGCAUUCGAGAAGGACACGGCCAACUAGGUCGUGAUGGACGAGUAAUGGUGGCUCCAACUCGUCAGCCGGAAACAACUAAGGCUGGACGGCAAGUAUUUUAUCCUGGAGGGACGCCACCAUCACCGCCAAAACCAAAACCUGCAAAGCGCCCUAAUAAUGUUAAUAUCGGUGGCUUUGAAGCUCGUCAGCCUAGCACUAUUGAAAGAAAUGGAGUCUCAUUCAACUCGAAUAAUAAAGCCAACGUCGGUUCUUCAUUACAGGCAACUCUCGCCCGUCAAAUCGAGCUCCUUCAAGCUCAACAAGACCAGAUCAACACGCUGAUUAACAAACCACCGCCGGCAAAAGUUGGAAUUCCGACGAUUCCUUUCGGCGGUGGUUCCAUUACUGCUAAUUUUGACAAUGCUCAAGAGCAGCAGCAAAGUGUUGAGCGAGUCAAUCUACUCGCUUGUGGAGAUCCUUCGAAAAUCGGCGUUUACUCGAUCGUUGAUAAGUGGGAUACAGGGUUUAUGGCAUCAGUAAACGUCGAUCUGUCCAUGAUAAACGAUGAUUGGAACGUAGCAGUAACUGAGGGACCGACGUUACCGAAAUUCGGCUUCGUUAUCUCUGAUUUGCCUGUCUACUCGGCAAAGCCGCAGUCCGGAAGUGUCAUCUACUACGAUAGGAAACUUCAAAGCUCCUGCGUCGAUGGGGAGAACAUUUGCAACGGUGCAAUGCCAGUAUCAUCCAGUAGCCAAAUGUUCGCUGCGGAAAGUUAUGCUCGUACAACUGCACGUCCGACAACGACAACUCCUAAGCCCACGACAACGACGAAAAAAAUGAGCCUGAUGGAACUUCUUCAACAACGCAAGAAAAUGAUGGAAGCGCCUCAAGAAGCAGAAGUUGAAGACGACUUCUUUGUAAUUCCGACGAAUAAUCCAGUUUCUUAUCAAAGUGAAAACAUCGCUGUUGGCCCUCCGAGUUCAGGUGGAAAUGAUAUCUGCGCCAACCAAAUCAUGGGAGAGUUUAUCCGAUUGAACAGUUGGUACACAGAAGAAACUGGAAUGUCUGGAGUAUCGGCCAAAAUUGAGCUCACUGUUGGUCAACCACCAAGCCAAGAUUUCGAAAUAAACGUCCAGUUUACAGUGCCCGUGCACAACAUAGAAGUCUGGACAUUUCAGGCGAUUCCUUCUGACAACCCUUCUCUUUGGCAAUUCAAAAGAAGCCGGGAUAUUCCUACAACAGACAUUUCCGCAAUUGUUGUCUAUUGCGACGGCGCUGCUACUAACUUAGCGGCUAUGUCUGUUAUGGGCCAGGCAGGACUAUCUGGGUCCACAGGCAGUCUUAGACCAAAUGACAAGAGUCAAUUAUUUCAAAUUCAAAACUCGGGUGGAAACUUCAAUCAUAGAGAUCAACUAUCUAAAGAUCGAGAUGUAAAACAGCUCAUAGGAAAAAUGCAAGGAGAACUUGAGAACGAUAUUAUGAGCUAUCCUUACUCACCAAGAUGUACAGGCAGUAUUCCAAGAGGCCUUCCUCCCAUGGCACCAAGACAAUCGAACAUUCAGUGCGCUGAGAGUGAUCCAGACUUAUUCAAAUACGAUUUAAAGCGUGUGCUUUGCUUGUCAGGAUACUUUUACAAAGCGCAAAGAGUAGGCCCCACUGCUUCGAGAGAUGUUCCUUGGAGAGGCAUAGCUGGACUAAAACACGGCUGUGACAUUCAGAAAGAUCUCGUCGGUGGAUGGUACGAUGCCGGAGACAACGUUAUCUUCACCUUUCCUCUUGCGUACACUAUUACGAUGCUCAGUUGGUCCGUCAUCGAGUUCAAGGACGCGUUUGUAGCAGCUGGCGAGUAUGAGAAGAUACUUCGCGAGCUAAAAUGGGGAACUGAUUUCCUAAUCAAGGCGCAUAUUUCUAAAUUCGAGCUUGUCGGACUCGUCGGUGACCCUCAUUUGGACCAUAAGAAAUGGAUGCGCCCAGAAGAUCCAACAUCGCCAAAAACACCAACUUUUAUAAUUGACGCUGAAAACCCUGGAUCUGAAUUAGCCGCAGAAGCAAGUGCAGCACUUGCAGCAGCGCAUCUUGUUUUCCGUUGGGCGGAGCAAGAAGAUUACGCUGAUUUGUGCUUGCAACAUGCUCUGGAGUUGUUUGAAUUUGCGGAUACAUAUCGGGGCAGCUAUCAUGACUCCAUUCCUAAGGUUUACGACUUCUACAGAAGCUGGGAGGGCUAUGAAGAUGAGCUCGCAUGGGCGGCGAUCUGGCUAUUCGGCGCUACCUCCGAUAACGUCAUGCUAACAGCUUCGAUGGCCUUCUACAAAAAAUCAGGCCAGUUGAACAGAAAACCAAUCGACUGGGACAACAAAUGGCCAGGUGUCCGUUUGCUUUUGGCCAGACUGACGAAGGACGAAGAGCUUGCGCGCGAAUCUCUCAGUAGACUUCGGAAGACAAUUUCUUCAGCUAAAUACACCCCAAAAGGGUUGAUCUUCAUCAAUGAGUGGGGACCUCUUAGACACGCAGCAAAUCAUGCUUUUCUGGCCUUUGUUUCAACGAAACUCGACCUCGACAAUUCAGACGAUCUUCUUGACUUCGCAAAGAAGCAAAUGUUCUACAUCUAUGGCGAGGGCGGAAGAAGCUACAUAGUCGGCUUUGGAAAGAACUAUCCGACAAAACCUCAUCACAGAUCUUCUAGCUGCCCUGUUUCGCCGCAAGAGUGCGGCUGGGAUGUUGCCGACGACAAAAUGAGCCCGAAUCCAUGGAUACUUUUUGGGGCGCUUGUUGGAGGACCUGAUCGCUUUGACUCCUUCAUAAACGACAGGAAAAAUCAUCAACAAAGCGAAGUCACGCUGGAUUACAAUGCGGCUCUUGUCGGAGGAACGGCCGGCCUUCUCUACUACAUCGAUCUCAACUACCUAACUGGAGUAUAA
Oikopleura dioica is the source of this 3144-nucleotide messenger RNA. NCBI's taxonomy places the organism in Eukaryota, Metazoa, Chordata, Appendicularia, Copelata, Oikopleuridae. The record is from the annotation of a GenBank genome assembly.